AUGGAAUUGGUGGUUCCCCAGAUUUUGAAUGGAGGAGUGGACACGGUGUUUGUCAUGCCAAACCUACAGCCGCCCAUCACAAGUAUAGCCAAAGCUUUAGACUACCAGUCCUGUCUGCGAGCCAUCGAACCUAAAGUCCAUUAUCUCAUGUCACUCUACCUUCAUCCCUCCAUUACCCCCGAAGUAAUCGCUGAAGCCGCAGCCGCUGGUAUUGCUGGUGUCAAGAUGUAUCCUCAAGGUGUGACCACGAAUUCCGAGUCAGGCGUGCCAGCCGAUUUCCUGAAAGCCUAUUCUCCUGUCUUCGCUGCCAUCGAACAGCAUGACAUUGUGCUUAACUUGCACGGAGAGUGGCCGGGACGUCCACCAAGCGACGAUAUUUCUCUUGAAGAAGCGUUCCUGCCAGAGCUUAAGAAGCUUCACGAGAAAUUUCCACGUCUUCGAUGCGUCCUCGAGCAUUGUUCCACCGCCGCGGCUCUGGAUGCCGUACGGGCUUGCGGCCCAUCAGUUGUUGGAACGAUAACGGCACAUCACCUCUACUUGACGGGUGAUGAUAGUCAGACAGAUCCUCUGGCUUUUUGUAAACCUAUUCCAAAAAAGCCAUCAGAUCGAGAUGCCCUGAUCAAAGCUGUAUGUAGCGGGGACCCUAAAUUCUUCUUCGGUAGUGAUAGCGCACCGCAUCCGUUAGCGUCUAAGACUAAGAUCGAGAGUGGCCAAGCAGUACCAGCGGGCGUAUUCACACAGCCCUUCGCUAGCCAGCUUGUGAUUCUAGCACUUGAAGAGGCAAUUGGAAGGGGAGUUCUCGAAGAAGACGAAGUCACACAGGACCGGCUUGAGCAGUUCCUCAGUCGAUCUGGAAGGCGCUUCUACAAGCUGCCUGAUCCUGUCACCGAAGGACCACCCAAGAUCGUGCUUGAGAGAAAAGGCGAAACGAUUCCCACGAGCAUAAAGAGCGCUGAUGGCACUCUUGAGAUUGGGUUAUCAAGAUCAAAUGCUCCUGUUUUCAGUUUAAGCUGGCUUACGUAG
Endocarpon pusillum Z07020 is the source of this 1023-nucleotide messenger RNA. RefSeq lists its product as uncharacterized. Gene Ontology annotation, biological process: 'de novo' pyrimidine nucleobase biosynthetic process; pyrimidine nucleotide biosynthetic process. Gene Ontology annotation, cellular component: cytoplasm. Gene Ontology annotation, molecular function: dihydroorotase activity. The transcript has 7 exons. Lineage: Eukaryota; Fungi; Ascomycota; Eurotiomycetes; Verrucariales; Verrucariaceae. The coding region runs from base 1 to 1023 and encodes 340 amino acids. The record is from RefSeq and is a predicted model, not a curated record.